AUGAGCCGCGUUGAUGAAGACGCCAAGAAGUGGCGUAGAGAUGUGGGCCUCAACUCGCUCUUCUCGAACACAAGACCAGCAAUACCUAGAAUACUAGCAUUACUACCCCUCGCCGCAUCAUUAACGGCACUAUCAAUAUGCCUCCCUCCUGACCUGCGACCGUUGGCACUAAGAAGCUGCGGCAUUGGAUUGGGGGCCUACCUCACGACUGUGCACCUCGUGCCGGUCAUCUCGAAGAAAAUUCCGCGAAGCAAAUUCGGGUGCGAUUUACUCAAGCGGCCACCAAGGCUACAAAUUGACAAUAAAGAUAAAACCAUACCGGAGUCCCUCGGGCUGGUGAGCGGUGUGGUCUUCGUCCUCGCUCUCGUGAUCUCGGACGCGAUUGAAGCUGAUCACGUCGUCGACGCCCAUACACUAGCUGCGGCCACUUUGGCCAUAGCCUUAGCAAUCCUACUGGGCUUCGCGGACGACAUCCUCGACUUAGAAUGGAGAUAUAAAUACGCGCUACCGCCGCUCAUGGCGCUACCGCUACUGGCCGCGUAUAGUGGCGGGACCGUCAUACGACCGCCCGUACUGGUACGGAGGUAUCUGACGGAAACGAAGCUGGGCGACGUCGCUGAUUAUCUCCUAAAGUUGGUCGGCGGGUCGGUCGUGCCCGAAGCGAUGGGAUUAGUGGACCUGGGACGGGCCUACCAGGUCAGUGACUCGGAGCAGAAAAUGAACUUGAACUUGACGUGGUCGCGUCGAUGGCGUCGAUGCGGUGCCGCGUCGCGUCGACGUCGUCGACGUGGCCGUCAGAGAGUCUACGCGCUGCGUGAGGGAGCCGCGACAGUUUCGCGACGGAGUCCAUUCCACACAGAUCUACAUGGUGCUACUGGUCGUCUUCUGCACGAACGCCGUGAACAUCUACGCCGGCGUCAACGGCCUCGAGUGCGGCCAGGUCUACGUCAUUGCCUGUGCCAUCCUGGCGAUGGCGGCCAUAGAAUUACAACACGAUCGCUCGGAGAACUACACGCUGUCCAUCGUCUUCCUGCCCCCCUUCAUCGCCACGACCCUAGCUCUGCUGCGGAGCAACUGGUACCCGGCGCGAGUUUUCGUCGGAGAUACCUUUACGAACUACGCGGGGAUGGCGCUGGCGGUCGUGGCCAUACUGGGCCAUUUCCCCGUCAUGCUCCUGUUGCUGAUGGCGCCGCAACUCAUAAACUUUCUCGUGUCCAUCCCGCAGUUAUUCAAGCUGAGGCCGUGUCCUAGACACCGCUUACCGACGUACGACGAACGCACUGGACUACUACGGUGUUCGUACGUCAACGAUAGAGUGAAGAUUACUGAAAAUGAUGGCAUGAACCUGACGCUCAUCAACGUGGUGUUACGCUUAAAACCGAUGACGGAGCCGGCUUUGGCUGCGACGCUGUUGGUGCUCCAGGCGUUGUGCUGCGCUCUGGCGCUGUUUUUGAGAUUUGGGUGGGCGGGGGGGAUCUACUAG
Messenger RNA from Pelagomonas calceolata, 1483 nucleotides. NCBI's taxonomy places the organism in Eukaryota, Pelagophyceae, Pelagomonadales, Pelagomonadaceae. The record is from the annotation of a GenBank genome assembly.